GCCGGGCCCCGAGGCAGGAAGCCAGAAGCGUCGCCCCUGCCUCGGAGCGGCCGCCAUGGCCAAGUACCUGGCCCAGAUCAUUGUGAUGGGCGCACAGGUGGUGGGCAAGGCCUUUGCACGGGCCCUGCGGCAGGAAAUUGCAGCCAGCCGGGCAGCAGCUGACGCCGGGGGCCGCGCCGGCCACCAGUCUGCAGCUGCUUCCAGCCUCUCAGGCCUGAGUCUCCAGGAGGCACAGCAGAUCCUCAACGUCUCCAAGCUGAGCCCUGAGGAGAUCCAGAAGAACUACGAGCACCUGUUUAAGGUGAAUGACAAGUCCGUGGGCGGCUCCUUCUAUCUGCAGUCCAAGGUGGUCCCUGCGAAGGAGCGCCUGGAUGAGGAGCUCAGGAUCCAGGCCCAGGAGGAUGGAGAGAGAGGGCAGGCACCCAAAACGUGACGGCUUGACUCCCUGCGCCACCCCACCUCCUCUAAUUUAUAGUUCGGUAAUAAAUGUC
Lepus europaeus (European hare) is the source of this 491-nucleotide messenger RNA. It is a transcript of the gene PAM16, whose product is annotated as presequence translocase associated motor 16. NCBI's taxonomy places the organism in Eukaryota, Metazoa, Chordata, Mammalia, Lagomorpha, Leporidae. Gene Ontology annotation, biological process: protein import into mitochondrial matrix. The record is from RefSeq and is a predicted model, not a curated record. Gene Ontology annotation, cellular component: TIM23 mitochondrial import inner membrane translocase complex.